CAAUUGUCAACACCACCCAUGUCGUUCCUCUACAACCCGCCUCAUAUUUUAUUUGCCCUUCUGACCCGCUUUGCCCGGCGGCGAUCCUACGGCCGACUCGCAAACUGUCGCUGACUUAGGUAAUGUGUUGUCCGGCCAGGGUGCCGAUGACUCUGAGAGUCAUAGACACAUUCUUUCGCCUUCUGAGUCCCGUCUGAGCACUUCCUUUUGUUCCUUGCCCUGUACACUUUCUUGACCAAGUCCUUCAUGACCGCUGCCACGAGAGAUAUGGACGAAGAGACUCCGCUGUUGCAGGAGACUCAGCAGAAAAAAAAGCCCUCACCUAUACCAUGGCCUCAGAUAACCCUGCUCUUGGUAUUGCAGUUGGCCGAGCCGCUGACUUCACAAGUUAUAUAUCCGUUCGCUCCUGAGUUUGUUCGACACAGCGGGAUCACGCAUGGAGACGAGACGAAGGUAGGGCACUAUGUUGGGUUAAUGCAAUCCAUCUUCUUUGCUGCGCAAGCCAUGACCGUUCUGCACUGGAGUCGUAUUUCAGAUAUUGUUGGCCGCAAGCCUGUCAUCUUGACGGGUCUGUCUGGCCUGUCACUUUCCAUGUACUGCUUUGGUUUGUCGAGGACAUAUUGGUCGGCUGUUAUCAGUCGUUCUCUUAAUGGGUUCCUCAACGGGAACAUUGGAGUGCUGAAAAGCAUGAUUGCAGAAAUCACAGACUCCUCGAACCUUGCGCAGGUCUAUGCAUACAUGCCAAUCGCAUGGUCUACCGGAGGGACUUUAGGUCCCAUCAUCGGCGGCACACUUUCACGCCCCGCUGACCGCUUUCCCGAUACGUUUGGCGAUUCAGAGUUCAUGAAAAAGUUUCCCUAUUUUCUAGCUUGCGCCGUGCCUGCGACAUUCUCCGCCCUUGCAUGGUUGAUUACUUUUACAUUUCUCAAAGAGACUGUUCGUUCGCCUGUUUCCGUCCGGAGCCUAUUCAGGAUCCGCAAAGAUAAGGGGGGUCUGGCUUUAGCAGAUGAUACCUCCCUGCAGGACACUCCGGCAGAUGAUGCUGAAAAACCCUUCCCUAUCUAUGCGCUUCUCAUUCCACGUGUGCUCAUCGCGGCGGUGAACUACGCCACUCUCUCACUCGUCGACAUCGCAUACCGUGCAGUGCAACCUCUGUUCUUCUCCACACCGAUCGAGCUCGGUGGGCUUGGGCUGCCACCUCCCACGAUCGGUGCCAUCUUGUCCUUCUUCGGUUUCAUGAACGGUAUUUUCCAGGUGUUCUUCUUCGCGCGCAUCCACGACAGAUGGGGGACGAAGAACGUUUUUAUCGCGGGCCUGCUCUCGGCGAUACCCUGCUUUGCCUUGUUUCCAUUCAUGAAUCUGUUGGCAAGGUCGCAGGGCGUCAGUACUACCGUCUGGGUUAUAGUGGCGCUGCAAACUCUGAUUUCCCUUGGAGUCAGUCUCAGUUACGGCUGUAUCUUCAUCUACAUCGCGGCCUCUGCUCCUAACAAAGCCUCUUUGGGUGCAACCAACGGAUUGGCCCAAAUGAUGGUGUCGGUUAUGCGGACGUUCGGCCCUGCAGCGGCAAACUCCUUGUUUGCUCUUUCCAUUCGGCAUCAAUAUCUUGGUGGGUGGCUUGUAUAUUGGGUUCUGCUCGCCGUUGCAUCCGGCUCGGUGUUGGUAGCGACCACAUUGCCUCGCAAGGCAUGGAGGGACUCGAAGUAAGCGCGAGAUGUUGUUCACGGAUUUCUAUACCCCGAUGAGACGCCAAGAUCGUACCAGUAGUUUUAACGAUAUCCAUCAGAGUUACCAAUGGAUGGCUUUUCACGACUUGA
This is a messenger RNA of Heterobasidion irregulare TC 32-1, 1814 nucleotides long. Its product is annotated as major facilitator superfamily. Gene Ontology annotation, molecular function: transmembrane transporter activity. Bases 247 to 1704 code for a protein of 485 amino acids. The record is from RefSeq and is a predicted model, not a curated record. The transcript is spliced from 9 exons. NCBI's taxonomy places the organism in Eukaryota, Fungi, Basidiomycota, Agaricomycetes, Russulales, Bondarzewiaceae. Gene Ontology annotation, biological process: transmembrane transport.